UGACGACUGCACCUGUGGUGGCGGCGCCCGCGGCGCCCGCGCUGUUCUCCGGCCUCGCGAUGCGCGCGUUCGCGCCGUCCCCCGAGGAGCGCGAGGCGCUGCAGCGCGCGCUCGGCGGGUCGACGAACACGAGCCUCGAGCGGCUGCCGAGCCUGAGCGAGGUCGGCAGCAGCGGGCCCGCGUCGCCCGUGCACGUCCACGCGCACGCCCACGCACACGCCCACGCACACGCACACGCGCAUGCGCACGGCCAUGCGCACGGGCAGGCGCACGGGCAGGCGGGCCUGGCGCUCGAGCUGGCGGCGGCGGCGGCGAAGCGCUCGUGGUUGGUUGGGCUCGCGGCGCCGCAGGGGGGCAAGAUCCGGUUCAGCCCGUGGGGCGACGCGGAUGGGGAGGACGGGGGCGCGUGAGGCGGUCGCGGGGGCGCGCGCUUUGCUCUCGUUGUUGCGCCCCCCCCCUGCUGCCUCGCUCGCUCGUGCGUCGCGUCGCAUCGCGUGUUCGUUGUUUUGGUGCUGCUGUGUCGCGCGCGAAGAAGAAGAAAUGUACAGGUCCUGCUGCCGGUCGCGGGUGUUUGGGGGUCGAACGCGGAUGCGGCGGUGGCGUACGGGGCGUUUCUCGGUUCUCUCUUUCUCUUUUGCUCUUCCCCUUCCUCCUAUAUAUAAAAAAUACUACAGGUCGCUCAGAAUGGCAUGCGUGUCGAACGUCGG
Molecule: messenger RNA, 707 nt
Organism: Heterobasidion irregulare TC 32-1
Lineage: Eukaryota; Fungi; Basidiomycota; Agaricomycetes; Russulales; Bondarzewiaceae
Exons: 1
Coding region: 60-410 (116 amino acids)
Source: RefSeq, a predicted model, not a curated record